AUGGAAAGUGGCCGUCCCGACAUUAAUGAUUUUGUCAAAACGCUUUCAUCCCAACUACAAAUCAUUAUAAAAAACAAGUGUAAAGAUAGGAUAGUCGCAUUUGAUAAUACACUAAAAGGGUCUGAAUCGCAAUCACAAGUGGCUGAGCUGAUGUCUAUUAUCGAUGACAUGAAUAAAUCUAACAUGAAAGAUAGAAGUGAGUACUACUCAAAUGACGAGUAUAAUAAGGCGAUGGUUGUCAUACAGAAAGAGGUGUUGAUGGAGAAACAUAAUCUUGAACUGCAGCGUCUAACAGAGGAGGACAAAAUUAAAAGGCAGAUAGAAGAAGCAACCGAUGAAAAAGUUGAAAAAACCUUUGGUUGA
Molecule: messenger RNA, 363 nt
Organism: Mytilus trossulus (common blue mussel)
Lineage: Eukaryota; Metazoa; Mollusca; Bivalvia; Mytilida; Mytilidae
Exons: 1
Coding region: 1-363 (120 amino acids)
Molecular function (GO): GTP binding
Source: RefSeq, a predicted model, not a curated record